Molecule: messenger RNA, 669 nt
Organism: Plutella xylostella (diamondback moth)
Lineage: Eukaryota; Metazoa; Arthropoda; Insecta; Lepidoptera; Plutellidae
Source: RefSeq, a predicted model, not a curated record
UAAACUCGAAAUGCAAUAUUGAAAUUUUACUUCUUUCCUGUUUUAUUAAAAAUUUCGCACGCAUUGUGCACGAAUUUCAAGGAUUAUUUACUGAAUCUACUUACUGAACAAAUAAUAUAAAAAGCUAAGAAACCAACCACUAAUUAUCAGUUACAUUACUAACACCAUUUGAAACACAUCAACUUUUACAACCCCCAACCCGCAACCAUGAAGCUAUUCAUAGUCCUUUCCCUCCUCGCCGCGGCCGCGCUCGCCGAUGACCUCUACGACGAGAGCAAGACCAACCUGGACGUGGACGAGCUGGUCUCCAACGAGCGACUGCUGAAGGGCUACUGCGCCUGCUUCCUCGGCAAGGGACCCUGCACCGCCGAGGGGGUUAAUAUUAAGAAGUUCAUCCCUGACGCAGUCCAGAACGCGUGUUCAAAGUGCUCGCCGCGCCAACGCAGCAUGGUGCGCAAGAUGUGCCAGGCCAUCAAGGAGAAGCUGCCCGCGGACUGGCAGGAGCUGGCCGCGGCCUUCGACCCCCAGGGCCAGUACAAGAGCAAGGUCGACGCCUUCCUCGCCGCCAGCGACUGAGCAGCUGAGCUGGAAGAGAGAGAGAGAGAAAGAGAGAUGUUGGGAGGGUUAUUUAUUGGUUGAUUCGUUGGACGUCAUCAUGUACUGUGAUUU